AUGAUUCCGCAACACAAGAAGCAACCCAUGACUCAACUCAAGAAAAGCAUGAUCGAAGUGGCGGUGAAGCCCAGCGUAAGCAUAAACGCCGUGUCGUAUAUGGCCGAGUCGUCGCAGGAAAGUGAGCUUGGUAGUUCAACCUCACGGAAUAAAACAGCUCCAUCCAGUGACAUUGACAUCGCCACCUCCACUUCGGCGAAUCCUGGCGUUAAUCCGGGCGUGAAGCCCGGAUUAACGAAGUAUUACGCGACAAAAGCCGCGGUCACGGUAAAAUCUACGGAAGAACCACCCAGUGUGAAGAGUGAUUACCCUACAGUAAAGGCAGAAGCGACCAAGAAAAUAUCGAAAAACGUUGGAACACAAGGAGGCCGUCUGGAAGUGCUACGUAUUCCAAAACCCAAACCACGAAGCAACCAACGAAUAAAACUAAAGCAAGCUCGGCUGGAGAAACCCGCAAAGCCUAAUAAGCUAGCCGUUAUUACGUUACCGGACAAACAUGUGCCAUCUGUGUCUCGCGUCAUCGUGUGGGCAACAAAUACUUCCGACCAGAAUCAUGUCAGCGAGAUCUUGGCAGGAUACCCAACGAUCUUAAACGACGAUUUCAUGAAUGCGCGUGUUGCACACAGCUGUCGAGAGUCUGUGUCUCCCAAGGACUACGUCUACAACUUUGUAAUUCCCAAACCGCUAGUAAUUAAGCUGAAAGCGGUCAUUGAAGCAGAACGGAAGAAGCGACCCAAGUCGAAGUAUUUCAACCCCGUGGUUGAGCACCAGGACAGCAACACCGAAGCAAUUAUUGCAUAUUUUCCUGGUGGAACGCCACGAUUUACAAGGAGCUGGCAAACGAAGUGGUGGUACAGCUCGAGGGCGCUUGUUUAA
Molecule: messenger RNA, 876 nt
Organism: Phytophthora infestans T30-4
Lineage: Eukaryota; Oomycota; Peronosporomycetes; Peronosporales; Peronosporaceae
Exons: 3
Coding region: 1-876 (291 amino acids)
Source: RefSeq, a predicted model, not a curated record